This is a messenger RNA of Anguilla rostrata (American eel), 2447 nucleotides long. RefSeq names its product apoptosis inducing factor mitochondria associated 2 (gene aifm2). NCBI's taxonomy places the organism in Eukaryota, Metazoa, Chordata, Actinopteri, Anguilliformes, Anguillidae. Bases 330 to 1457 code for a protein of 375 amino acids. Gene Ontology annotation, cellular component: cytoplasm; mitochondrion. Gene Ontology annotation, biological process: positive regulation of apoptotic process; apoptotic mitochondrial changes. Gene Ontology annotation, molecular function: electron-transferring-flavoprotein dehydrogenase activity; flavin adenine dinucleotide binding. The record is from RefSeq and is a predicted model, not a curated record. The transcript has 9 exons.
GGCAGUAAUGACAACUUGUUAAUCCUGGAGGUUCCUUCGUGCUUUCGGAACUCGUACCGUUUUAGGAUUUGAAAGAGGAACAAAAGGCAAAUCAUGCCACAUACGAAGCACUGGCUGUACGUUUAGAUUAGAUUUUUUUGAUCGUGCGUGGGUGAGGAAUUGCCAGUCUCAGUCUUAUAAAAAUGGCACCGGGAACUAGAAAUCUUCUAAGCCUUACGUAACAGUCGAACGAAUCGAAGUUGGCUAGUUCCACCAAACUCCACAAGAAUCACGUUGGUCCAACUCCGAACAAUCACUCUUUGAAAGAGAAUACAUCGAAGAGGCGCGAGAUGGGAGGUCAGCUGUCUGUAGACAACGUCCACGUAGUCAUCGUUGGCGGCGGCUUUGGCGGUAUCGCGGCCGGACAACGGCUCAAAUCUAACGGAAUCCCCUUCACGCUUAUCGAUCUCCGGAAUGCUUUUCACCACAACGUGGCGGCGUUGCGGGCUUCGGUCCAAAGCGGCUUUGCCAGGCAGACGUUCAUACCCUUCCAGGAGACUUUUGGGGCGAGUUUCCGCCAGGGUCGCGUGGUGCAGGUAGACCCAAAGGCACAGGUGGUGGUUCUGGAAGGAGGAGAGGAAAUCCAUUACUCUCAUCUGAUCCUGUGCACUGGCACGGACGGGCCCUUCCCCGGGAAGUUCAACGCGGUGGCAGACUACCACACGGCCAUUCAGAAGUACGAGGACCUGGUGAAGGAGAUCCAGGCAGCCGCUUCGCUGGUUGUGAUUGGUGGAGGAUCAACAGGGGUGGAGAUGGCUGCUGAGAUCAAAACAGAUUACCCUGACAAAAAGGUGGUUCUGGUCCACUCCCACGUCGCCCUGGCCGACCCAGAACUGCUGCCCAGCGUCAGGCAGCAGGCCAAGGAGGUGCUGCUGGAGAAGGGCGUGGAGCUGGUGCUAGGGCAGAAAGUGUCGAACCUGUCUGACCUGGAACUGAACGUGACCCGGAAGAACACGACAGUCAUGACCGACAAGGGCACUGAGCUCAUAACUGACAUUGUAAUCAGCUGCACAGGCAACAAAAUCAACAGUGCGGCCUACAGCUCCUCUUUGGGUGGCUGCCUGGCUGAAGACGGUGCGCUGAAGGUGAACCCCCAGCUGCAGGUGGAGGGCUUUGAGAACGUCUACGCCGUGGGCGACUGCGCGGACGUCAGAGAGCCCAAGAUGGCGUACCACGCCGGUCUGCACGCCGCCGUGGCCGUCACCAACAUCAUCAACAGCCUCUCGGGCAAGGCGCCAACCUCCUACAAGCCCGGGAGCGUGACCAUGCUGCUGGCCAUGGGGCGGAACGACGGGGUGGGGCAGUUCAGCGGCGUGCGAUUGGCCCGCUGCCUGGUCACUCAGGGCAAGAGCAGAGGCCUGCUGCUGUGGAAGAGCUGGAGGGAGAUGGGCCAGAGGGCCCCCACUGAGGCGGCCUGACCGCACCCAGGGGACCCCCCCGAGGGGACCGCACCCAGGGGACCGCACCCAGGGGGCCCUGAGGCCUGCCGAACUGCACUGCAGAGAGCGCAGGGUCCUCAGACCUUUUAAACCGUCCUGAAGUAAACCCCACCCCCCCCCACUGCCACUCACACACACACACACACCCUCCCACCCCCACCACACACACACAUGCACACACAUGCCCCCACCACACACACCCACACUCACGCCCCCCACUGCCACUCACACACACACACACACACACACACACCACUCCCAGCCCACACCACACACACAGGCACACACACCCACACUCACGCCCCCCACCGCCACACACACACACACACACACCACUCCCAGCCCCCACCACACACACACACAUACCAGCCUUCGACUGCUGUGCUUGACCACCCUGAAGAGAGUGCCCCUGGCCCUGAGACAGGGGUGGGCAUUUUGGGGAAAAUACCCGGAAGGCGUCCCUUCGACCAAUUACCCCCCCUGGCUCAGGUAGCCGAUUAGCCGAUUAGCUGUUUAGGCCGAGACGUACUCACGGGUAGAUCAGACCGCGGUACAACAUUUAAUUUACGGUCAACAAAAAGUACUUCGGCUGUCACUGUCAAGAAAUUGAGCUUGAACAGAACGUCCCAUAAAUGGCUUGGGCUAAUUAAAUGCUGUGGUUAAAAGCGAAGGUUGGCUUGAGGUCCUUGCCCUUUCCCGCUCUGAGACCAUUCUGCCUUUGCGCUUUAUGACCUCACCACGCUGCAGUGACCGUACAGUGCUGGUCUUGUUGCAGCUGUAGUUUACCGUUAAGGUGCCAAGGAAAAGCUUUCUUCCAAGGGUGUGUGGGCUUAUAGCUAUAGAGUUUACGAUUUAUUAAUACACAAAAAAAAUUGCAAAAGACGUUUCACAUAGCGUUCUGUAUUUUCCCCAUUUCUUUCAUACCAAUCUUGUAGUCCUUUCAUUGAAUAAAGCAAAUAUGUUACUGUA